CGCUUUAAUAGGAUAGGUAAGCAUUAGCAGUAAGACGCUCCCACCAUCCAUGUUUGCCAAAUCCAGUGUGCCAAAUCCACUGUGUGGCACACAGGUUGGCGUACAGUGAUCGGUGGAGAACUGGACUUUUUCAGGGCGGUUUGUGGAAACUAAAAAGACUAAGCGCAGCAUCGGGUCUCAUUGGCUCAUCGCUCUCCUUCCCCUCUUCCCCCGGUAAGACUCGGAUUCCCACACUGCAACCAUGGUGGUCAUGAAGAUGAAGUUCCCCUUUCAGAAACGGGUGAAGCUGGCCCAGGGACUGUGGCUCCUAUCCUGGUGUGCCACAGUCGCCGGGGCCACAACCUUCUCCCUGGGAUGCCUCUUAAAAACGGAGCUCCGCAGGAGAUCAGAGGUUAUGGAUAACUCAGACAUACAUAUCGUGCCCAACACCCUCAUGAUUGUUGGCCUGGCUUCCUUGGGCAUCAACUACUUUGCCUCAAAGAUCUGUCAGGACGCUUUGGACGCAGGGCGAUUCCCUCGCUGGAAGAACUUCCUGAAGCCCUACUUUGCCGUCUCAUGCUUCUUCACCGUCCUCAUGCUGCUGGCCGUAAUUAUGAGCUACGCUAUGAAGGGCAGCCUGGAGUCUUCCCUGAAAGCUGGUCUAAGGAACGGUAUCCGCUUCUAUAAGGACACCGACACCCCGGGCCGCUGCUUCCAGAAGCAGAACAUUGACCGUCUGCAGAUGGAGUUCCAGUGCUGUGGAAACAACGACUUCAGGGAUUGGUUUGAGGUCCAGUGGAUCAGCAACCGCUACCUUGAUUUCAGCUCCAAGGAAGUGAAAGACCGAAUCAAGAGCAACGUAGACGGACGUUACCUGGUGGAUGGAGUCCCAUUUAGCUGCUGUAACCCCAGCUCUCCACGACCAUGUAUCCAGUAUCACCUGACCAACAACUCAGCGCACUACAACUAUGACUACCAAACAGAGGAGCUCAACAUCUAUCUUAGAGGCUGCAGAGAGGCCCUGGUCAACUACUACAUGGGCUUGAUGAACACUAUUGGGGUUGGAGUUUUGUCAGUCUUCCUUCUGCAGGGCUCAGUGCUGGUGAGCCUUCGCUUCCUGCAGACCUCCAUGGAAGCAGUUGCAGGGGAGGAGAACACAGAGAUUGAAACGGAAGGGUACCUGCUUGAGAAGGGAGUGAAGGAAACCAUCAUGGAGUACCUCGACCCCGUGCUGACGUUCCUGUUGCUCAAAAACCAGGUUGAAGAAGGCACGACUGGAGAGACCCCCGCAACCACCUAAACCACACACAUGCAUUCAUAUGUAAAUAAUUUUUACAGAAUGAUAAGACAAUUUAUUUUAAUUUGAGAAAGAGAUUUCAACUAUCACAUUUAUUUGAAUGUCACAAAAUAGACAUAGUAUUUUUUUAAUUGUCAGUUUACAAUGAAUAUUCAGCGGGGCGGGUUCAAAUUAAAAUCCAUGCUGGGAUUUUCAUUACAAAUGAAAGAAGCACAAAAGUUACAAUGAACAGAUCGUUUCAAACAAUUUAAUGGGAUCAACAUUUUGCAAAAUAAACCACUUUUAUAAAUUCAUUUUUAUUUUGCUUGUUACUAACUGUACAUGUCACCCAUCAUUGUUGGACUGUAUUUGAGUGUUGCUUUUGAAACUAAUCUGCAUCACCUUUUUUUGCAUUUUUACAACCCUUGUUUCCUGUCAAAGGCAAUAAAACCAGCGAUAAAGCAGUAUUUGAUAAGGCAGUGUACACAAAUGAUUUUUGGACCUAAUAAAAAAAAAGGAUAUAAAGCUGUAGAGAGACAUGAGACGCAAUGCUCCGCUGCAUAACAGGACUUUGACAUAAACUACCAGAUGACUUAUUAAAGUUUGAAGUUACUAAAUGC
Molecule: messenger RNA, 1875 nt
Organism: Cyprinodon tularosa
Lineage: Eukaryota; Metazoa; Chordata; Actinopteri; Cyprinodontiformes; Cyprinodontidae
Gene: rom1a
Product: retinal outer segment membrane protein 1a
Exons: 5
Coding region: 242-1279 (345 amino acids)
Biological process (GO): visual perception
Cellular component (GO): membrane
Source: RefSeq, a predicted model, not a curated record